This is a messenger RNA of Oncorhynchus keta (chum salmon), 3663 nucleotides long. It is a transcript of the gene etv1, whose product is annotated as ETS variant transcription factor 1. Lineage: Eukaryota; Metazoa; Chordata; Actinopteri; Salmoniformes; Salmonidae. Gene Ontology annotation, cellular component: nucleus. Gene Ontology annotation, molecular function: DNA-binding transcription factor activity, RNA polymerase II-specific; sequence-specific DNA binding. The coding region runs from base 688 to 2136 and encodes 482 amino acids. The transcript has 15 exons. Gene Ontology annotation, biological process: cell differentiation; regulation of transcription by RNA polymerase II. The record is from RefSeq and is a predicted model, not a curated record.
CCUUGUGGGGACCUAAAAUCACAAGGAUAGUAAAAAAAUAAUUGUGGGGUCAUUUCCCAUGUCCAAAUGAGGACAAAGGCUAUUUUAAGUUUGGGGUUAGGGUAAGGGUUUAGGUUUAGAGUUAGGAGUAAGGUUUAGAGUUAGGGAAAAUAGAAGAACAUAAGGUGUGUAUGUGACUGUGUCCGUGUGUGUAUUCGACUGUAGUGUAUGUGACUGUGUGUGUGUGUGUUUGAUCAAGAACGUGCUCUGAGAAACGUGCUCUCAAACAAAACAGGUUCUGUACACAGGGUGGAAAUCGGAUCCAGUGAAAGACAUUGACAACCAAUAGGAAACGGAGAGCCUUCUUUUUCCACCGGAGGCCCCAGGAGGCAAAGCAAGCCGCGCGAAAGCAACACUAGAGCAGAGUGUGCGCAAGCUUCAGCCGGCAGAUUCAGCAGCGGGCUUCACGUCGCUGACUUCUGUUUCUUACUAAAUGUAGGCAGAAACCCGUGAAUGAAUGCGGCGCAUGUUAAUUAGGUGGUUGUUCUCAAAAUGUAUCGCCAACCUUGGCACAGCCUAUAGCUAGAAGUGGACCGUUUGUCAACAACCUUAUGCAUAGCCUACCUCUUUACAAAGGGUCGGACGGCACAUCUGCGGACAAUUCUGGCUAAUUGCUUAUCAAUUAAAGUAGAGCAUUAGCGUUGCAGAAUGGAUGGGAUUCAAGACCAACAAGUGCCUUAUAUUAAAUCCAAUAGGCCACAAGGGAAGACGUCUUACAGCGAGAGACCAGCAAAUGACAGAAAAAUAAAAUUCAUUAACUCUGACCUGGCCCUGGACACUGAAGAACUCUUCCAGGACCUCAGUCAACUGCAAGAGACCUGGCUGGCGGAAGCUCAAGUUCCCGACAAUGACGAGCAGUUUGUCCCAGACUUCCAGACUGAAAACUUGGCAUUCCACGGACUGCAGCUGAAGAUCAAGAAGGAGCCCCACAGCCCCUGCUCCGAGCUGGGCUCCACCUGUGGCCAGGAGCGGCCCUUCAAGCUCCACUAUGGGGAGAAGUGCCUGUACAACAUCAGUGCCUACCAGCAGCACAAACACCCCACAGGCAUGAAGCCCUCCAGCCCAGCGACGCCCCCCUGCAGCACCCCCGUGUCCCCCCUUCAUCAUGGCUCCCCCACGACAGUCCCGACCCCCAAACCAGACAGGACGUACCCCCACCUCCAGCCCUCCCAGCCCCUCCCGGACAGCGCCUACUCCAUGGACCACAGAUUUCGACGUCAGCUGUCGGAGCCCUGCCACUCGUUCCCCUCCCCACCGUCGAUGUCUCGGGACGGAAGGCCCAUGUACCACAGACAGAUGUCUGAGCCCAACAUCCUGUUCCCCCCACAAGGCUUCAAGCAGGAGUACCCCGACCCCUUGUUUGAGCACCCUGCCAUGGUCGGGGCGCCCAUUCCCCCCACGUACCCCUCCUCCAUGAUGAUCAAACAGGAGCCCAGGGAUUUCACCUAUGACUCAGCAGAAGUGCCUAGCUGCCAUUCUGUCUACCUGAGGCAAGACGGCUAUCUGGCUCACAGCAGCAGGACUGAAGGCUGCAUGUUCGAUAAAGUCGCGAGACAUUUCUACGACGACACCUGCGUGGUCCCCGAAAAGGUUGAAGGUGACAUAAAGCAGGAGUCAGGUCUGUACCGUGAAGGUCCAACCUACCAGCGCCGAGGCUCACUGCAGCUCUGGCAGUUCCUGGUGGCUCUCCUGGACGACCCGUCCAACUCUCACUUUAUCGCCUGGACUGGCCGGGGUAUGGAGUUCAAACUCAUCGAGCCUGAGGAGGUUGCACGUCGAUGGGGAAUCCAGAAGAAUCGACCAGCUAUGAACUACGACAAACUCAGCCGAUCGUUACGCUAUUACUACGAAAAAGGCAUUAUGCAGAAGGUGGCAGGGGAGAGAUACGUGUACAAAUUUGUGUGCGACCCCGAGGCUCUGUUCUCCAUGGCCUUCCCUGACAAUCAGCGGCCCGUGCUGAAGACGGACAUGGAGCGGCAGAUCAACGAGGAGGACACAGUGCCGCUGUCACACUUUGACGAGAACAUGGCCUACGUACAGGAGGCGGGGCCCUACUGCAACCCGCCACACCCGUACAGCGAGGGCUACGUUUAUUAACGCCCCAAGACGCCGAACUGCAAUGUUCUUCACAGUCACUACGAACAGGGGGGAGACUGUCAUUCAGAGGACCCCGACUCACCCUCGCCCACAAACUCCACCUUUUUUCUUCACGUUUGUUGACCUCCAAGCCGUACUGCAGGAUAGAGAGUGCACUUUAUGACUUGACUGACAGUGUGUUAACCUGCGGGGGAUAGCUAUGUAAUUGGGUUGUUUCAGAUGUUUAUGUUGAUUUUAAAGGAGGGAUCCCCCCCCCCCCCCGAGCAUGCCGUAUUCGUAUGAAACAGGACUCAAAGGCCAAAAGUCACAUAUGGACAUAUUCCUGCAGUCUAGGCAGGUGAAUCCUCAGAGCUUGAAGGGGAAAAAAAUCGUCCUGAUCUUUUCGACAGUUACAGGAAACAUCCUCAAUUAUUUCUCUGUCCUCUUUUUGUUCAAUUGCCCUUUCAUCUCCAUCAUGUGUACUUUCUUACUCAUUUAAGUGAAUAAUGCAAUGUAUUGUAAUGACAUGCUUUUAAGAUACUUUUAUGGUGAAGUGACAUAAUUAUAUACUUGAAACAGUAAUGUAAUUAUACCAAUCUUAGUUGACAUCUAGAUGCUGCCUUGCUGCCAGUUUUAAACGUGCCCCUUUGCCAAUACUGACUGCCCAACAGUGCAUCAUGAUAUGACUGAGUUUUGGGUUCCUUUUCAAAACUACAUUGACUCUGUAGACCUGUAGGAAUUCGACACGAAACGGUCAGAUGCAAUCAAAUACACCCUAAACAUACUUUAUUAUAUGUAAUGCAAAUGACCUGUAUUUAAAAGACAAAUGAAGCGGAGACUGUACCUUUUAUUUAGUCUUUGUAUUUUUAUGUAUAUCACACCAGCAGUCGACUUAAUGAAUUACAUAUUUAGAACAAACAUUUAAUUCUGAGUUGUCCUACAUUAUAUGACGCAAAUGGUUUUUAUGUUAAUGAUGUGUAGCAGUUCAGCCAUAACGCUAGUCAUCCGAUAUUUCAAGGCCACAAUGUGGGAAAUGUACAAAACAAAUGUUCCUUUUAAAUCCCAUUACACAAUGUUGCUUUCCCCCUUUUAAAAUCAAAGGUAAUGUGAGGAAUGCAUACCGUACAAAGAAGAGAAAAACAUGCUAAAUUAAAUGAUAUCUAACUUUUUCCUUUUUUUUGUAGACAAUUUAUGUAAAUGUUGCAUACAGGAGUUGCAUUUUAAUAAAAAGGUAUCAGAAAUAUUUGGAAUUUUAUAGUAUUAUAAAGAUCCAUGUUAUAAAUGAAAUAGGGUUUCCAUGUGUUAUCAGGUAAAUGCACAUCGGUUGCUGCUUCUAAUUGUAACCGUCAUUUUAUAGUCUAACAAUAAUGGCGUCUGCAAUUCUGCGUUCUAUGUUUAAUUGUUUUGUUUAUUCACAUGUUUUGUUUUAUAUUCAUCAAAAAUGAAAAAAAUGAAGUCACCAUGAUGAAGUUCUGUAAAAAGUUAACAGGUUGGGAUGGGAUUAGCAAUAGCCAAUAAUUCUGUAAUAAAAUAGUGGUGAAAAACUGG